CAAAUGUGUUCUGUGCGGUUCUGUGCACACAAUUCAUGUACAAAGUCACGUUUACUCACCCACAGAUUCUUGAUUGCAUACAACGAGUGUAAUGACUACACCAGAGGAAAGCACUCUAGUAAUUGUUACAAUUUACUUCGACAGUUGUGUGUUUAGAGUUGUUUCGUGCCAUAUUGAGCUCCUCUACAGCUGUGGAGCGGCUCUGGACGGAUUCCAGCUUUCGUCCGCGCCAUCAUUCCAUCAUCAUUUACUGCACCAGACGACAGUGUUACCAUGAGGGAAAUAGUCCACGUUCAGGCUGGCCAAUGUGGCAAUCAGAUAGGAUCUAAGUUCUGGGAGGUUAUUUCGGACGAGCACGGCCUGGAUCCAACAGGGAAUUAUCAUGGAGAUUCAGAUCUGCAGCUGGAGAGAAUCAACGUUUAUUUUAAUGAAGCCAGUGGGAGUAAGUAUGUACCCCGAGCAGUGCUCCUGGACUUGGAACCUGCCACCAUGGAUGCAGUCAGAUCUGGACCAUAUGGCGAACUUUUCCGUCCGGACAAUUUUGUUUUUGGACAUUCCGGCGCCGGGAACAACUGGGCGAAAGGACACUACACCGAGGGAGCGGAAUUAGUGGACACUGUCUUGGACGUUUUAAGGAGAGAAGCAGAAGCCUGCGAUUGUCUUCAAGGCUUUCAGAUGGCUCAUAGCCUAGGGGGUGGGACGGGGUCUGGUAUGGGAACUCUCCUCAUUAGCAAAAUGAAAGAGGAAUAUCCUGAUAGAAUCAUGGCCACCUUUUCCGUUUUACCUUCACCAAAGGUUUCAGACGCGGUGGUGGAACCGUAUAACGCCACGUUGUCUGUACACCAACUGGUCGAAAACACGGACGAAACAUUCUGCAUUGAUAACGAGGCGCUUUAUGAUAUAUGUUUCCGGACCCUAAAAUUGGCCACGCCCACAUACGGAGAUCUUAAUCACCUUAUUUCAGCAACUAUGUCUGGCGUAACAACAUGUGUCCGGUUUCCUGGACAGCUUAAUGCGGACUUACGAAAACUUGCCGUAAAUAUGGUGCCAUUUCCUAGACUACAUUUCUUUAUAACGGGGUUUACCCCUUUAACAUCCAGAGGGUGUCAACAAUAUCGGACAAUUUCUGUUCCUGAGCUCACACAACAAAUGUUCGAUUCCAAAAACAUGAUGGCCGCCUGCGAUCCACGACACGGACGAUAUCUUACAGUGGCUGCCAUGUUUAGAGGUCGAAUGUCGAUGAAAGAAGUUGAUGAACAGAUGUUAAACGUCCAAAACAAAAACAGUUCAUAUUUUGUUGAAUGGAUUCCAAAUAAUGUAAAAAUUGCGGUCUGUGACAUUCCACCUCGAGGAUUGAAAAUGUCUGCAACUUUUGUUGGAAAUUCAACUUCAAUUCAGGAAAUUUUUAAGAGAAUUUCGGAGCAGUUUACAGCCAUGUUUAGACGUAAAGCUUUCUUGCAUUGGUACACCGGGGAAGGUAUGGACGAGAUGGAAUUUAUGGAGGCAGAAUCCAACAUGAAUGACCUUGUUUCUGAGUACCAACAGUACCAGGAUGCAACUGUGGAGGAUGAAGUAGAUGAUUUUAAUGAAGAGCUAGAAGAAGAGGAAGAAUAUUAAUGUAUAAAGUAUAUUUUGUUUGAUUACAGAUAUAAAUUUAGAGUUUGAAA
Ostrea edulis (European flat oyster) is the source of this 1667-nucleotide messenger RNA. Its product is annotated as tubulin beta chain-like. The record is from RefSeq and is a predicted model, not a curated record. NCBI's taxonomy places the organism in Eukaryota, Metazoa, Mollusca, Bivalvia, Ostreida, Ostreidae. Gene Ontology annotation, cellular component: microtubule; cytoplasm. Gene Ontology annotation, molecular function: GTP binding; GTPase activity; structural constituent of cytoskeleton. The transcript is spliced from 4 exons. Gene Ontology annotation, biological process: mitotic cell cycle; microtubule cytoskeleton organization. Bases 274 to 1617 code for a protein of 447 amino acids.